AAGACGAAGACCGCAGGCUAUGGUUGUUCGGAGAUUCUUCGAAUUCACGAUCUUAAAGUCAUAUGAUUCACUGCAAAUAUAGCAAAAAAAUAUUUUAAUUGGUAUUUUCCAAAGCCACGAAACGUGCAUUGAGUUUGGAGCGAUAUCUGAAGUGAAGAUUGAAGACGUGAUAGAAGAUGGACGACUACUGCUAUGCUAAGAUGGCGACGUCCGCUAAAAGAGAACAUGAAAGAGAAUCAGCGCCACCAACUUCCAGCAAAUCACCAACGGAGAUAAAGACGAAAGAUGAAGACGUCCAGCAGCUGAUCGGUAAUCCAGAAGAAGUUUCCCCUCAGUUAGGGGGGAGCUCCACUUUGAAGCAGGAGACUCCACAACCACCCUGCAUUAAAAAGGAAGAGGAGGAACUCUGCAUCACUCAGGAGGGAGAGUGUCUUCUAGGACGAGAGGAAGCUGAUUACACCAAGUUUCCACUGAGUAUUCUCUCUGUGAAGACUGAAGAUGAUGAAGAGAAACCACAAGUAGACAACCUCUUAGCUCCACUAUCAGAUAGGGAGGCUGAAGAUGAGGUUGAAGAACCUUUGAGCAGCGAUACAGACUGUGAAGGUGAUAUGAGGACUCACACUGACAACAAACACUCUGGUAAAACAUGUUUGAGCUGCUCAGUUUGUGCUGAAAGUUUUACUAAAAAGAGCAGUUUGACUCGACACAUGAGAACACACAUAGGUGAAAAACCAUUUAAUUGUUCAGUUUGUGGCAAAAGCUUUUUUCGAAAUUAUGGUUUGACUGAACACAUGAGAACACACACAGGAGAAAAAAUAUUUAAGUGUUCAGUUUGCGGCGUAGGUUUUUCUCGAAAUAGCCAUUUGACUCAACACAUGAGAACACACACAGGUGAAAAAACAUUUAAUUGUUCAGUUUGUGGCAAAGUAUUUUCUCGAAAUUUUCUCUUGACUCGACACAUGAGAACACACACAGGUGAAAAAACAUUUAAUUGUUCAGUUUGUGGCAAAAGCUUUUCUCAAAAUAACCAUUUGACUCGACACAUGAGAACACACACUGGAGAAAAAACAUUUAAUUGUUCAGUUUGUGGCAACAGCUUUUCUCAAAAUAGCUCUUUGACUCAACACAUGAGAACACACACAGGUGAAAAACCAUUUAAUUGUUCAGUUUGUGGUAGAAGCUUUUCUCAAAAUAGCGAUUUGACUAAACACAUGACAACACACACAGGUGAAAAACCAUUUAAUUGUUCAGUUUGUGACAAAAGUUUUUCUCAAAAUAGCUCUUUGACUCAACACAUGAGAACACACACAGGAGAAAAACCAUUUAAUUGUUCAGUUUGUGGCAACAGCUUUUCUCAAAAUGGCUCUUUGACUCAACACAUGAGAACACACACAGAAGAAAAAAACUUUCACUGUUCAGUUUGUGGCAAAAGCUUUCCUCAUAACAACUCUUUGUGUCGACACAUGAGAACACACGCUGGAGGAAAACCAUUUAGUUGUUCAGUGUGCUGUAAAAGGUUCACACAUAAUGCAGAUGCAGUUAAACACAUAAAAACACACAAGGGAAAAUAACCAAUUAGCUGUUUAGUUUGUGGUAUGUUGCUCAUAUGUGGUGACAUCCACCCUACCCAGGACCUCCUCACUGCUUCUUUCACAAAUAUCUGAGGUAUUCAUACAAACUUGGAUUAUUUGGAGCAUAAUCUUAUCCACUCAUGACCCCAUGUCUUCUCUGUAUCAAUGCAAUAUUCAGUGUUGACAGCUAGAUUUUUUGUGGACAUUUUCCAUAAAUAUUGAUGUUAAAGAUUUAUUUUUUGUGAAGAAAUGUUUAGAAGUAAGUUCAUGAAUCCAGAUGGAUCUCUAUUACAAUCCCCAAAGAAGGCACUUUAAAUGAUGAUUACUUCUAUGUGAAGAAAUCUUUAUUUAUAAUUGAAUCACUUGUUUAAUUUUGAACAAGUUUAGUUAUUUGUAUAUCUAUUUUUCCAAAUAGUUCAAGAAAGACCACAACAAAUGAGCAAUAUUUUGCAGUGUUAUACAAUUUAAUAAAUCAGAAACUGAUGACA
This is a messenger RNA of Entelurus aequoreus (snake pipefish), 2059 nucleotides long. RefSeq names its product zinc finger protein OZF-like. Gene Ontology annotation, cellular component: nucleus. The transcript is spliced from 2 exons. NCBI's taxonomy places the organism in Eukaryota, Metazoa, Chordata, Actinopteri, Syngnathiformes, Syngnathidae. The record is from RefSeq and is a predicted model, not a curated record. The coding region runs from base 177 to 1571 and encodes 464 amino acids.